Molecule: messenger RNA, 1293 nt
Organism: Labrus mixtus (cuckoo wrasse)
Lineage: Eukaryota; Metazoa; Chordata; Actinopteri; Labriformes; Labridae
Product: copine-4-like
Exons: 3
Coding region: 230-601 (123 amino acids)
Biological process (GO): cellular response to calcium ion
Cellular component (GO): plasma membrane
Molecular function (GO): calcium-dependent phospholipid binding
Source: RefSeq, a predicted model, not a curated record
CUCUGUGGGGACGGUUUGAGACUCUGGUGUUUCUUAAGGUGUUCAUCUGGUUUCUUCUUCCUGACUCGGUCUUGUGUUCUGUUGUUGGGUCCUGUCAGGUAUCCAGGGCGUGGUGGAGGCGUAUCAGGCCUGCCUCCCUAAGCUGCAGCUCUACGGUCCCACCAACAUCGCCCCCAUCAUCCAGAAGGUCGCCAACUCCGCCUCGCAGGAGGUCCACACCAAAGAGGCCAUGCAAUACUUCAUCCUGCUGAUCCUGACAGACGGCGUCAUCACGGACAUGGCCGACACCAGGGAAGCCAUCGUCCAGGCGUCCCACCUCCCCAUGUCCGUCAUCAUUGUCGGGAUCGGAAACGCAGACUUCAGCGACAUGCAGAUGCUGGACGGUGACGACGGGAUCCUGCGAUCGCCUAAAGGGGAGCCUUGCCUCCGGGACAUCGUCCAGUUCGUCCCCUUCCGUAAUUUCAAACAUGCGUCACCAGCUGCUCUGGCUAAAAGCGUGCUAGCAGAGGUGCCCAACCAGGUGGUCGACUACUACAACAGCAAGGGCAUCAAGCCCAAAGUGCCCAGCGAGUACCAGUCUUCCAGGCAGUUUGGCCCCUGAGCUCAAACCUCCACAGCUGCCUCCAACAGACUGAGAACUAUGUUUACUGUGUUGUCUUCUUUGUCCAAGCGGAUGUUAAAGGUGCUACGUGCAGCAUUUUACCAUGAAGAGAUGCCUCAUUUCAGAUGUGAUGAUAGGAAACCUGCAGCUUCUACGCAGAUUUCACAUUAACAAGCCUGAGGGGAAGUUCUGCAGAAUUACUUGAUGUCACAAAACAGGAGCAUAGUGUUUAAUUUACUGAUGUUAUUUAGAAGGUGGAAGAUGGGAAGCUGCUGGAAGUAACAGGAAGCAUAGGAGGUAACAGAUAUAAACACAUCUCCUGCAAACGCUGGAUUUACCGUGCGAGGCUGCAGGAGCGGUCCAAGAUCAGACGCUGUAAUGUGCCAAUCCAAUGAGCGAUGUGUAAAUCCAGACGUUUGCAUGUCCACUCUGACGCUGAUCAGGUUCUUCGUUCUGCUAACAUGUGAGCUAAUGUAGAAAACCUCAGAUUUGUAAGUGAUGUCUGGAUUUAGGGAGUUUUUAAUUCUUUGUUACCAUUGACAGUCAGCCUUUCUGAUGGUGAGAAUUCAGAGCACAAUCCGUUUGUUUCAGUGCACGGCCUUCCUGAACCAAAGCAGAUUAACAGGAUGUUCUCUGAUUGGGGCGUUUUUGACCUCGGCUGCAGGAGCAGGCCUUCGUUUGAAUGCAGUGCA